AUGGAGAACCAGACACAAAACCAGGCUCCCCCCGCCCUCGGGCACCGCCGCGCCGCCCAAAACGCCGCCUUCCGAGAAAAACUGCGGCAGAUGGCGCUUCCGCUAGCCCCGCUCGUCCAGCUGACGACGGGCGAGAUCCACCAGUCGUUCCCGUCGACACUGCUCAACUUCUGGCUGCUGACGGACGCGGAGCUCGAGGAGCUAGCACACUUCUACCACCAGCGGACGCCCUGCCAGUGGACCUUCCACUACCCGUGCCCCAUCGUCUGGGCCCCGGACAUGCCGCUGGAGGAGAAGCGGCGCCGCAUCGGCCGCUUCAUCGGCCUGCGCGGGUGCGAGACGCCGACGGUAGCCACGGCGGCCCCGGCCAGGAGUUUAAGCGAGGAGGAGAUUCUCGAUCAGGCCAGGCAGGCUAGGUUGUUUUCGGGCGAGGAGGAGGCGUGGAGGAGGAAGUUUGGCUGGUAUAAUUGA
Daldinia childiae is the source of this 471-nucleotide messenger RNA. RefSeq lists its product as uncharacterized. NCBI's taxonomy places the organism in Eukaryota, Fungi, Ascomycota, Sordariomycetes, Xylariales, Hypoxylaceae. The transcript has a single exon. Bases 1 to 471 code for a protein of 156 amino acids. The record is from RefSeq and is a predicted model, not a curated record.